Nycticebus coucang (slow loris) is the source of this 3965-nucleotide messenger RNA. It is a transcript of the gene MCF2, whose product is annotated as MCF.2 cell line derived transforming sequence. Gene Ontology annotation, biological process: intracellular signal transduction; dendrite development. The transcript has 26 exons. The record is from RefSeq and is a predicted model, not a curated record. Gene Ontology annotation, cellular component: cytoplasm. Gene Ontology annotation, molecular function: guanyl-nucleotide exchange factor activity. Bases 324 to 3188 code for a protein of 954 amino acids. NCBI's taxonomy places the organism in Eukaryota, Metazoa, Chordata, Mammalia, Primates, Lorisidae.
UCCUUCCUUCACUCUUUGGACUUGCCUGAUCUUCUUGAGCAGUCCAGCACAAGCUAAUCCACAAGGUUCAAUCAGGCUAAGUAAUUGGGGGAAUGCGUCCACUCUGAAUUACAAUGAGCGGCAGGGAAGGAUCUGUCAGCUGACUAAUCAGGGAUAGUGGAUUUUUUGCAGCACUGCCACGGUGGUAAUGGAAGCAGCUACGCUAGCUUUGUUUGAUAGAGAUUUUUGGCUGCCGUUUUUAAAUACUACCCAAGAAGCAUCUCAUAUUUCAUCAAUGUUGCAUUGACUAUUGGAAAAGAAGAGCCUAAUUCUGUAUAGGCGAGAUGGCAGAAGCAAAUCCCCCGAGAGGCAAGAUGAGGUUCAAAAGGAAUGCGGCUUCCUUCCCUGGGAACCUGCAUUUGGUUUUGGUUUUACGUCCUACCAGUUUUCUUCAACGAACUUUCACAGACAUUGGAUUUCGAUUUAGUCAGGAGGAUUUCAUGCUCAAAUUACCGGUUGUUAUGCUGAGCUCAGUUAGUGAGUUGCUGACAUACAUUGAUGACAAGCAAUUAACCCCUGAGUUAGGCGGCACCUUGCAGUACUGCCACAGUGAAUGGAUCAUCUUCAGAAAUGCUAUAGAAAAUUUUGCCCUCACAGUGAAAGAAAUGGCUCAGAUGCUACAGUCCUUUGGAACUGAACUGGCUGAGACUGAACUACCAGAUGAUAUUCAUUCAAUAGAAGAAAUUCUGGCAAUUCGUGCUGAAAGGUAUCGUCUGUUAAAGAAUGAUAUUACAGCUGUAACCAAAGAAGGAAAAAUUCUGCUAACAAAUCUGGAAGUGCAUGACAUUGGAGAGGAUGAAAGUUCAACAAUAGAAUGUCAUCAAAUAACUGGUGACUGGCAUACUAUUAAUAAACUGCUGACUCAAGUACAUGAUAUGGAAAAAGCUUUUGAUGGAUUUUGGGAAAAACACCAAUUAAAAAUGGAGCAGUAUCUGCAACUCUGGAAGUUUGAGCAGGAUUUUCAAGAGCUCGUGGCUGAAAUUGAAUUUCUGUUGCACCAACAAACAGAUCUGGGUGAUGUAACGGGAAAUAUAACUCAAGUAAAACAAAAAUUAAAAAAGUUGGAAACCUUAGAUGAAAACUCUCAGGAUCUAAUAGCCAAGGCCCGAUUUGUGAUAUUACAUGGACACAGACUUGCUGCAAAUCACCAUUAUGCACUUGAUCUAAUCUGCCAGAGGUGCAAUGAGCUCCGCUAUCUUACUGACAUUUUGAUUAAUGAGAUCAAAAGAAAACGGAUACAGCUCAGCAGGACCUUCAAAAUGCAUAAACUCCUACAGCAGGCUCGUCAGUGCUGUGAUGAAGGAGAAUGUCUUCUAGCUAAUCAGGAAAUGGAUAAGUUUCAGUCUAAAGAAGAUGCUCAGAAAGCCCUCCAAGACAUUGAAAAUUUUCUUGAAAUGGCUCUACCCUUCAUAAAUUAUGAUCCUGAAACCCUACAGUAUGAAUUUGAUGUAAUUUUAUCUCCAGAACUCAAGAUCCAAAUGCAGACUGUGCAACUGAAGCUUGAAAAUAUCCGAAGUAUAUUUGAGAACCAACAGGCUGGUUUCAGGAACCUGACGGAUAAGCAUGUGAGGCCAAUCCAGUUUGUGGUACCCACAUCUGAAAAUUUGAUCAGAUCUAGAACUCCAUUCUUUUCAUCUAAACAUGUGGGAGUUGGAUACUCUUUCUUUCAAGCAUGUAAACUUUUUUCAAAAGGGAAGAAGGAUUGGAGACAAAAUCAGAACAACUUAAAAAUUGAAGUGGUGCAUGAUUGCCAGGAGAAGAGAAGUUCUGGUCAAUCCUCCAGUUUGGAAAACGAUAAUAGUUUGGAUGUCUUAAAGAAAUAUGUCCUAAAUGAGCUGAUACAGACCGAGAGGGUGUACGUUCGAGAGCUAUUUACUGUUUUGUUGGGCUAUAGAGCAGAGAUGGAUAAUCCAGAGAUGUUUGAUCUUAUGCCACCUCUCUUGAGAAAUAAAAAGGAUGUUCUCUUUGGAAAUAUGGCAGAAAUAUAUGAAUUUCAUAAUAGCAUUUUCAUGAGCAGCCUGGAAAAUUGUACUGAUGCCCCUGAACGAGUGGGACCUUGUUUCCUGGAAAGGAAGGAUGAUUUUCAGAUAUAUGCAAAAUACUGUCAGAAUAAGCCCAGAUCAGAAGCAAUUUGGAGAAAAUUCUCAGAAUGCGCCUUUUUCCAGGAAUGUCAAAGAAAAUUAAAACACAGACUUGGUUUGGAUUCCUAUUUACUCAAACCAGUGCAGCGAAUCACUAAAUAUCAGUUAUUAUUGAAGGAGCUAUUAAAAUAUAGCAGAGAAAGUGAAGGAACUACUCAAUUAAAAGAGGCGCUUGACACAAUGCUGGAUUUACUGAAGGCAGUUAAUGACUCCAUGCAUCAGAUUGCAAUAAAUGGCUAUAUUGGAAACUUAAAUGAGCUGGGCAAGAUGAUAAUGCAAGGUGGAUUCAGUGUUUGGACAGGACACAAGAAAGGUGCUACAAAAAUGAAGGAUUUUGCUAGAUUCAAACCAAUGCAGCGACAUCUUUUCUUAUAUGAGAAAGCUGUUGUUUUUUGUAAAAGACGUGUUGAAACUGGAGAAGGCUGUGACAGAUACCCGUCAUACAGUUUUAAGCACUGUUUGAAAAUGGAUGAAGUUGGAAUCACUGAACACGUAAAAGGUGAUAACCGCAAGUUUGAAAUUUGUUAUGGCGGGAAAGAAGAAGUUUAUAUUGUCCAGGCUCCUAAUGUUGAAGUAAAGAUGUUGUGGUUAAAAGAAAUAAGAAAUAUUUUGUUGAAGCAACAGGAACUUAUGACAGUUAAAAAGCAAAAACAACACCAUGGGUUAUCAGAACAGAAUCAGCUUUCUUCUCAGCAGAAUGAUGAAAAGCAGCAGGGAGCUAUUACACGUUUUGAGGAAACUGAAUCAGAACACGCUAGCGCUAUGGUGGAGGUCUCUGAGGCAAUCUUGGCAGGUCAGGCGGCAGCAAAUGCAGUUUGGACUGAGAUGUCACACUCUGCAGAAAUCCUUGAAGAGCCUGACGAGUGGCCAAGCAACUAUUUCUACUCUACUUAUGGAAAUGAAGAAGAAGAUAGGUCCCUAAUGGAAAACAUACAGAAGAGCAAUAGAAUGCAUUCCAUGCAUCUCUCUCCCUGCCCAAAAAAGAAGUCCUGUCAAGUUAAAAACUGAGCAAUAAUGGGUACCGCUUCCCUUGUAGAGACCUGUGACGGACAUGGCUCUCCUAUUUUGAUGAAGCUACUAUGUCAGAUGGCAAGUAGCUCUUUCCUGCCUGCUUCUCAGCCCAUUUGGAAAAAAUACUACUCAAAAGAUGUUCAGCCCAAAUGAUGUAGAUGUUGUUUUCAGGUUAAUUUCCUUGGACACAUAAAGAAUCAACAGCACAUGGUUUUUCUUUUCUUUCAUAAAAAUUUUAAUUAUGUAUUCCUUUCUUUGAAAAUUAUGUAUUUGAUGUGUAAGAUAUUGUGCUGGAAAGAUUCUCAUCUCAGAAUACUUUUGGACUUGAAAAUCAUUUCUUCUCUAUCUACUUUGUAACCAAAUGCAAUCAGUGUGCCUUGUAUUAUUUAGCUUAUUAAUGAAUUAAGUUAAAAUUAUGGCUGCAAAAUGACUAAGGUCAAGUAAAGCACAACGUGAUGAUUUAAUAUGCUUUCAUUGGACCCAGAGCUUUUGUGCCCAUUAUUUUAACCUGUGCAAAACAAUACGACGCCCAGAAAUUCUUUCGGGGGCACGAGUAAACUUUGUUCAGGGCUACUGUUUUUUGUAUGUGCCAAGAUAAAAUUUUCAUGAAAAUAGUUUACAAAUAAGAGUAUUUAAAAUUUAAUAUUUUCAUGCUUGUUUUUUCUGGAUUUAUGCUUAUAAUUCAUGUAACAAAUUAGUCGUGCUCUAUUAUUUUCUGUACAUUUCAUGUUGUAAUUCUCUUUUUUCAAAUAAAAAUUAAUUCUUCGGGUUAAA